ACCGCCACCGACCAAACGUCUAGUGCGUGCGAUUCGACCGCCCGGCAGUCAUCCGAUUUUGAACCGUUAAAGUUUUCAACAACAACACAUACCUACCACUUGGGUAGCCGCCGGUCAAAGUCAGCCUAACCCGCCGGACCGUAUACGCAUAACGUUGAUAUUUUUCAUCCGGAACACACUGGACUGAUCAUGCCGAUUUAUGGCCCUUUAAGGAGAGUUCCCAUUCGCUCCGGUGUACUGUUUAGCGUGGAUAUGCUUGGACGUGCUGUUCUGCACAGCUAGCAUAAUGCACUUAUGCACCAUCAGCGUGGACAGGUACUUGAGUUUGAGGUAUCCAAUGAAAUUCGGUCGCAACAAAACCAGACGGAGAGUGAUAUUGAAAAUCAUAUUCGUGUGGCUCCUGUCCAUUGCCAUGAGUUUGCCGCUGAGUCUUAUGUAUUCAAAAGACUUCAACUCGGUGUUAGUAAAUGGAUCCUGUCAAAUACCCGAUCCUCUGUAUAAGCUCAUCGGAUCCAUUAUCAGUUUUUACAUACCUCUACUGGUAAUGAUACUUACUUAUACGUUAACAGUCCGACAUUUGGCGGCCAAACGACAAAACCUGCAGACGGGGAUUACGAGAAAUUCCAACAGAAAUAGCAACGGUGGGAGGAGUUGGCGUCGGAUACUGCGGCGGAACUACCGACGGACGCGGUCGGACGAGUCGGACGUCCGGUUGACGGUCAGCGGAGUGUUGUCCACGGCCGUUUGUCCCGUGGAAUUGGACAAGAAGCCGACAGACACACCACUGGUGGCGAGGGCCCACGCAGGCAACGGGACGGCUGGCUCGAGAUCGGUCGGACAACAGCAGGACGACGGUCGCGAUGUGGGCCGCAGCCCGAUCAAGACCAAUCAGCAGACGCCCAACUCGAGCUGCAUGAGCACGCCGUUCAGACACCACCCGUCCAUGGGGUCGACCGACACCGAAAUGACGUCGUUGGACGCCCGUGAACUUUGGCUGCCCGACUCAGAACCUACACCGUCUACCAUGUCAGCCUUACACCAGUUCGGCGCCGAAAUGCUACGCCUGUCCAGGGGCCUAGAGCAAGUUGCGUCUCCCGAAUCGAAGCCCACGUCUCCCGACAGAUCCAGGUUGUCAUCCAUAAGAAGUGACGAGGACGUCGACGACAGUGUCGACUAUUCGGAACCUUAUCAAAACGAAGUCGUUGAGUCCGUCGACUCUGAAGAAACUGGGACUCCGCGCAAUCGCCGCGCCAAACGCCAACGACGGCGUCGACGAAAACGAUCCGGUACGCUGCACGAGUCAAUGCGUCGGCGGUUCGACGGUCAACCACACAGCAGGCCUGUCCGAGUAAGAAGUUAUCACGAAGACGAGUUCCGAGACCGCUUUGACCAUUCCGGACCCGAGCAGUCCGGCGGCGAUUUGGAAAACGGGCCGAAAAUCGUGGGCACUCUGCUCAAGGCCGAAUUUCAACGUAAGCCUGGACUGGACGAGGAAAUAUGUCUGCUGCCGCCGCCGCCACGUCGCCACCGGUCCGCCACCGGCGACGAUUCGCCGCCGGCGCCGGCGCCCCAACGGCGUUUAGUUGUCGACACGGUGGCCAGAUGGACACCGUCGAGCAACUCGGCCCGGACGACGGUGGCUAGCACCAACCAACCGCUGCGGCGGGCCAUGACACAAAAGCUGAUCCGGAAGAAGACGCCGGCGUCCGCGGCUUCCAAACGGCAGUCACAGCUGAUGCGGUACGGGUCCACUCUGGGCCUACCUGCCAAUUCGUCGUCGUCCAGGCCCAUCACGCCGCAGCGGUCAGAUAACGCGAGCCGGUCGAGCGUGAUGAUCAGGAACUCGUACCGGCACGGCAGGAUCAUCCGGCUCGAGCAAAAGGCCACCAAAGUGUUGGGCGUGGUGUUCUUCACGUUCGUGUUCCUCUGGACGCCGUUUUUCGCGCUCAAUCUGUUGCCGUCGAUCUGUCCCGAGUGCGAGGCCAAUAUCAACAAGGGCAUCUUCGACCUGGUCACCUGGUUGGGAUACGCCAGUUCCAUGGUCAACCCGGUUUUCUAUACCAUUUUCAACAAAGUUUUCCGGCAGGCUUUCAAACGGGUGCUGAUGUGCAAGUAUCGGAACCACAGUAAACGGCAAUCGUGGCCGCCGCCAGCCAGGAAACUAUAAAUCCCGCAUGGUGUACAUAACAACAGAAUAGAUUAUUCCAAAAUAUAAAUAGAUUAACGGGUAUAAUAAUUGUGUGAGUUUUGAUUGUCAAUGGAUUACCCGGUACUUUUCCGUUAGCGUUACAAUAGUUAGACCCGUGUAAUAAUAAUUUAUUUAAUGUCUAAAAUCUUCAGAAAAAAAAAACGAAUCGAACCUACGUUUUUUAACUUAGCAUAACGUUACAUUGAUUCGACCAUUGGUUAGAAAUUUAAUCAUCUUUGUUCUUGGCUAUUGUGAUAAUUGAUUAUUAAUUUAAGCGGCUAAUACACGAUCACUCGAAGAACGAAAGUCCUCUGGAUUGGCGGUCCUCUACUGGUGAGUGAUGACUGAUGAAGUCGAAAUACAUUCAAUGGCAAUUGUUAAACACAAAAUCAGAAAUAUUUAUGAUUACGUUAUACCCUCUAUUUAUUAAGGAGUUUGGUAUAGGACAUUUUUUUGCAAAAUCUUAAUUUAACCGAUAAACUGUUAAAAAAAUAAUAACGUAAAAAAAAGUUAUAGUUAUGUUAAGUAAAAAAAGUGAUUUUAAAUGUUAAUGUAAGGAUCGUCAAAAAAAGUAUAUGACAUUGUUUCCAAAAUCUUGUUAUCUUUCGUUUUUGUUAUAAGUAUUUUUGCACAAAAAUCAUUACGGAACGAGUAAUGCGUAUUUUGCUUAGGCAUAGAAAAUUGGGUGUAUAACGUCCUCUUAAGUGGUCGAUAACCUUUGAUUUGUAGGAACAGCACUUGUUUAUGGAUAAUAGCGGUACCUUUUUCCGAGCUGGCGAACCCAUUUCCCUUGCCAAAAUAUUUGGUUACCUAAGAUAAGGUUAAAUAUUUACAACAAACCCGAUAGUUCUAUCCAAAAAUUAAAGAAGCCGAGAAACGUUUCAAACGGUUAGAUGUUUAUUUUUUAAUUUUUUUUAAGAUAUAAAAUAAAGAUAUGCGUGAUUGCAAAAAAACAAUCUUUCAAUAAGUCCGUGUAGGGAAUCCAUAAUAAUAGUAAUAGACCAAAGAAGAAAUAUAAAAAUUGAAAACAAAAGUGGAAAACACUGUAAACGGUUUCUCAAAUAAGGUAGAUACGCGUAUUUUCGAUUUUGAUAUACAUAGACCGAAAUGAACAACGUUCACUGGCAUUGAAACCUAUAAACAAUCUGGAAAUGGUAUGCAAGACUAUUGACGUUGCUGUUAACCUUCCGGUUAAGUUUUACUCGUAUUAGUACAGUUGAGCGAAUAACUAUAGUAUUUCCAAUAAUAUUUAAGAACAAUAUAAAUACGGUUAUUUAUUCAACAACCCGACUGUUUCCUGACCAAACUGAAAAAGUGUGUAAUAAAAUAAUAAACGAUCUAUUUAUUGAUCAUAUUACUUUUAUGUACCUAAUACUUUUUGUAAAUUAAUGUCACGAUUUCCUAUCAAAUUACAUUCCCCGUUAUAAUAUAACAAUAAACAAAUAAACUAUUUCGGAUAAAAAUAAAAUGUGACUGAACAAAUUUACACUCGACCAAAUUCCAAAUAUUUUCAAGUGAUACAUGUGUUGAAAAUUAAAAUGUUUGUCGUUUGCUUUAAGAAUAUACAAUUUUUAUAAUCACCAUUUUAAAUUUACAAAAAUAACUCACCUCGUGGGCCCCUUUACUAAACACCGAACAAUAUCACUAAAUACUUUUUUAACCGUCUUACGAUUUUUCGCAAACUAUGAUUUACUACAUUUAACUUUUACGUAUGCUAAUAGACGUUGUGCGUGACGUUUUAGUAUUAAUAACGUCUCAAACGACUUAAAAAAUACCGCACGAAAAGACAGUUUGGAAUGCAAUUUUUAUUUGCAUUUCUGUUUUGUUUUUUUCAAUUAUUAUAUCCGCCACCGUAUGUUUAUGUACUUUUUUUUUGUUUUGUUUUACCUGGACUCGAUUGAUUGUAUUGUUUUUUUUUUCGUUUGGAAUUACAGUUGUUUAUUUAUUUUUCUGCAUUGACGGAACGGAAGUACAGGAAAUACCGUUAGAUUUGGGCAACGAGCGUGACGAGACAAUCGAGAAUUGAUAUAACAAAUCAAUCUUUUCUCCCGGCUCGACGUCUGUUUGCCGAGUUAACCGGCAGUGUAUGGCGAAUCCCCCAUCACAUUGCAGACUGUAGCAAAAAAAAAAUAUAUAUGUAUAUAUCUACAGACGAGCAAUGUAAAUAUAUCAUCUAAACAAGAGGGGUGAAAAAAAAUUCAUUUAGACUCGAAUAAUUGAUUAUGUUCCAUGCAAACGGUAAAACACAUUACAUUAUUAUGUAUUUUUAUCGGCAAAAACAAUGAUGCGCACAACGACCGCAUCGAUCAUGCGAAUGAAAAUAUUUUUAUAAAAAUUAUACAUGCAUAAUAUAAUAUCUGUAUAAUAUACAUAAUAUAUAUUAUCAAUGUGUGUACAAUGUGUGUUCGGGUUGUGCGUCGCACUGUGUGCGGUGAAAGGUCUAUACAUUGUUUGUUAUUAUAACAUUUUGAUUUGUUUUUUUUUUUUAUUAAGGCUGCUACUUGCAAUUUACCCAAGACUGUGAGCAUAGUUUCAUUCGGUCUCCUAUCUCAAAAUUGUGUACCGGUAUUAUAAUAAUGGAAUUGCAAAAUUUGUCUUCGCACAAGUUCAAUAUAGUUCAGUUCGUCAGCCGGCCAUUUAUUUGAGGUAUAUGGUUGCCCGUUUUAUGAGCUUAGACAUUUGUUUUGAGUAUUUUGUCCUCUAACUCAUAAACUGCGAGUCUAAAAUGUUCCCUAUCCAGUUAAUCAAAUAACCGCGCCACAAUAUAAUUGAAUAUUGUAUUUUCCAAAUUUAUUUUAGUACAAAUGUCGCUUACAGAAUUUUUUUAAACGUUUUAGACAUUUUGAAAAUAAUGUACCCUAGUGUUUCGAAUAAAAAAAAAAUAACUAUAAAAAAGAUAAGAGUAACGCUUUGGGGUGUCUGCGCAGGCCCUUUCUACAGCAGAAUAGAAUAAAAUAUGUUUGCUAUCCAGUUCACAAAAUUACCGCCAGAACCUAACGAAUUGGACAAAAAAAAACAAAUCGGCCGACCUAACUUGACUUUACGCUUAAGUUAUAAUAUAAACUAGAGAAAAGCCUUAAUUAGCCUUACAGUUCAUGGCUCUUGUUUCUGUUCAAUAUGUUAUUAUUAUGUAUUCAUUAAUUUUUUUAUCUAUAGCAUUGCUCUUGUCCGUUUAAAUAAAAUAGUAAAAGAAAAAAUUAUCAAAAAUUUGUAACGCGAUACUCACUGUUAAUUAUAGUGAACGGUUCACGAAGCGUAAUAAUUCUAAACAUAUUUUUAACAAAUAACAUUAUUUUCCCAUUGUACACACGCGAUGAUUUUGUGUUCACCGCGCCAUAUUUGUUUUAAAUAUAUUAUUUCGGCUACGAUUACAUUAUUAUGUAUAAGUGACUUAGACAUAAAUAUACUUAUUAUUAUUAAAUUAUGAAUAAUACUACAUUAUUAUUAUUACUUUUAUUAUGUGUGUAAGCGCCCGUGUCAAAAAGAAAGAAAAAAAAUAUAUAAGUAUCUUAUAGUCGAUUAAAACCAACCAAUAAUAAUAUAAUUGUAUAUUUCCCCUACCACAUGUCCGUUCUGCACUAUAUUAUUAUAAUUAUACACUACGAAGUACUUAUAUUAUAGUAUUAUUCUAUUGUCGUACACAGAUUGUACAUAUUAUUAUUAUACAUAAUAUACUAUUUUCUAGUUGUAAUGUCUAUCGACA
This is a messenger RNA of Adelges cooleyi (spruce gall adelgid), 5891 nucleotides long. It is a transcript of the gene 5-HT2B, whose product is annotated as muscarinic acetylcholine receptor gar-2. The transcript has 5 exons. Gene Ontology annotation, molecular function: dopamine neurotransmitter receptor activity, coupled via Gi/Go; G protein-coupled receptor activity. Bases 287 to 2167 code for a protein of 626 amino acids. The record is from RefSeq and is a predicted model, not a curated record. Gene Ontology annotation, cellular component: membrane. Gene Ontology annotation, biological process: adenylate cyclase-activating adrenergic receptor signaling pathway. Lineage: Eukaryota; Metazoa; Arthropoda; Insecta; Hemiptera; Adelgidae.